This is a messenger RNA of Racocetra persica, 236 nucleotides long. The record is from the annotation of a GenBank genome assembly. Lineage: Eukaryota; Fungi; Glomeromycota; Glomeromycetes; Diversisporales; Gigasporaceae.
AAACAAAAUUUAUCCUUUCGAUUGAUGGAGGAGGAUUUCGAGGCAUAAUCCCCGCCAUCAUUCUUUCUGAAAUCGAAAAAAGAGUGACUAAUGAAAUUAAAAAAGAACAUCAAGAUGUUGAUAUAAGAUGUGCUGAUUUAUUUGAUGUCAUUUCUGGAACUUCGACAGGCUCUAUACUUGCAUUGGGAUUAUCAAUUGUCGAAAAUAAUCGUCCUAAAUUUGAUGCUGAAUAUAUU